Marmota flaviventris (yellow-bellied marmot) is the source of this 1746-nucleotide messenger RNA. Lineage: Eukaryota; Metazoa; Chordata; Mammalia; Rodentia; Sciuridae. The record is from RefSeq and is a predicted model, not a curated record.
AUGAUUAAAAACCCUGAAGCCCCCGUGAUACUCCCCCUCCGUCCUUAUGGGCCAAUGAUAGACGAUGGCCAUGGAGGAGAAAUGCAAACCUACCAGUAUUGGCCUUUGUCCUCUUCAGACCUAUGUAACUGGAAAAAUAACAAUCCCCCUUUUUCCGAGGACCCCACCCAGCUCACAGGUCUGAUUGAGUCACUGAUGUUUUCACACCAGCCUACUUGGGAUGACUGCCAACAACUCCUAGGCACUCUCUUCAUGACAGAGGAACAAGAGAGAAUCCUCCUGGAAGCUAGAAAAAAUAUCCUCGGACCAGAUGGGCGACCGACACAACUUCCCAACAUAAUCGAAGCCGACUUCCCCUUGAACCGACCCAACUGGGACCCCAACACCUUUGAAGGUAGGGAGCAUCUGUCCACUUAUCACCGGGCUCUAAUAGUGGGUCUCUGAGAGGCCGCUAGGCAACCAACUAAUUUGGCCAAGGUAAGAGAGAUUAUUCAAGGGCCUGAUGAAUCUCCCUCUAUGUUUCUAGAGAGAAUUAUGGAGGCAUAUAGGAGAUAUACUCCUUUUGAUCCUCAGGCAGAGGAUCAAAAGGCAUCUGUCAUGAUGGCCUUUAUUGGGCAAGCUGCCCUGGAUAUUAAAAGAAAGUUACAAUGCUUAGAUGGAUUACAAGACAUGACUUUGAGAGAUUUGGUCAGAGAAGCCAAGAAGGUAUACUAUAAGAGAGAAACUGAAGAAGAGAAGGAACAAAGGAGGGAGAAAGAAAAGGAGCAAAGGGAGGAUGAGAGAAGCAAAAGACAGACUAAGACAUUGACUAAGGUCCUGGUCACAACAACAAAUAGGCCAGAAAUUAAGAAACAGGGAGACAGGAAGGGAUACCUGGGCCCACGCCAGAGGCCACCUCUGGCCUCAGACCAAUGUGCCUACUGUAAAGAAAAAGGACAUUGGGCCAAAGAGUGCCCUAGAAAGAGACAGCCAUGCCAGCCAGCCAUUCUAACUCUGGAGGAUGACUAGGAAAGUCGGGGCUCGGAUCCCCUCCCCGAGAUCAGGGUAACUUUUGAAGUGGAGGGGACCCCAGUAAACUUUGAGGUGGAUACAGGGGCAGUAUACUCAGCCCUUAAGGCCCCAUUGGGCCCUCUAUCAAAUAAAAGGUCUCUAUUUCAAGGGGCUAACGGCAGUAAAUAUCGGGCUUGGACAACUAAGAGGACCAUGGACCUGGGGAAAGGAAAAGUCCAUCACUCCUUCCUAGUGAUCCCAGAAUGUCCGGCCCCAUUGAUGGGCAGAGAUCUGCUCACCAAGCUCCAGGACAAAAUAACUUUUAACCCUGAAGGCCCCCAAUUGGAAUUUCUAAAUCCUUCAGUAAAAACUCCUAUAGUCAAGGCUUUAACUAUGUCAGUAGAAGAUGAAUAUCAACUCUUUACACCCCCCAAGGCUGAUCAAACAGGCAAGCUACCCCAGAAAUGGAUAACAGAUUACCCAGAUGCCUGGGCAGAAACUGCUGGAGAUCUCAACAACUUCAGAACUACGCACCCCAAAGUCACCCUGCUUCAAUAUGUGGAUGACCUGCUACUGGCAGCUGACACCAAGGAAAACUGUGAGUCUGGGAUCCAAGCACUAUUAUCCGAGCUUGCUCAACUCGGACUUAAAGCUCUUGAAAGAACCCAGCGAUACCUGUGGAAACAGCUGGCCACUGCCUACCAACCUGGGGACGAAGAGACUCCACACCGAUAUCAAGUGGGAGACUUCGUCUAC